Ictidomys tridecemlineatus (thirteen-lined ground squirrel) is the source of this 3247-nucleotide messenger RNA. The record is from RefSeq and is a predicted model, not a curated record. NCBI's taxonomy places the organism in Eukaryota, Metazoa, Chordata, Mammalia, Rodentia, Sciuridae.
AAAAGGGCUGAUGAUGACAGUGAUAGAGUACCCUUGGGUUUAAGCCCCAGUCCUGGAAAAAAAAAAAAAUUCAAUAAGGGGACCCACCCUGAGAGAUUCUGAUUUUUAUUGGUUUGAGGUAAGGCCUGAUCCUGGGUAUUUGCGAACGGCUCCACAGGUGAUUUUAAUGUGUACACGUGUUUCAGUGCAGUAAUUGAGUAAAGGGUUGAUCCUGAACUUCUCAGUUGCUUGGAAGGGUCUUGGGGUGAAGCCGCUGUUUCUCCAGUGCCUCCUGAGUUACCUGUGGGAGAGUGAGACGGAAGUCCCUUCCCCAGUGAGGUGAAAGUUCGUUUCUAGCCUGAGGAGGAGGAUGGUACCAUUCUUUUUGGAACAGAAGGUGCUGCCUCCCAGCAGUGCCCCUAAGACUGGACCCUGCUUUGGGAGACUGAGAUGGAAGAUGACUCCAGAGUUUGAAGCAGGAAACGGCAAACAAUUCAGAGGGACAAGAAUGGGGAGACUGCUGGUAGCCAUGAGCUCCUGGGGUUAAAUCAGGCUGGUAGUCAUGGGGCUGGGAUGGCCCCAAGCCUGGUUAUUGGGCCUGCCCACAGCUGUGGUCUAUGGCUCCCUGGCCCUCUUCACCUCCAUCCUGCACAAUGUGUUCCUGCUCUACUAUGUGGACACCUUUGUCUCAGUAUACAAGAUCAACAAAGUAGCCUUCUGGGUUGGAGAGACCGUGUUUCUCCUCUGGAACAGCCUCAACGACCCCCUCUUCGGCUGGCUAAGUGACCGCCAGUUCCUCAGCUCUCAGCCCUGGUCUGGCGCCAGGCUCUCCUCAAGGGCUGUGGUGCUGGCACGGGUACGGGCGCUGGGCAGGCACGGGCCACUGCUGGCACUGUCCUUCCUGGCAUUCUGGGUGCCUUGGGCCCCAGCUGGCCUACAGUUCUUGCUGUGCCUGUGCCUUUAUGAUGGCUUCCUGACACUCGUGGACCUUCACCAUCAUGCCUUGUUGGCCGACCUGGCACUCUCGGCCCACGACCGCACCCAUCUCAACUUCUACUGCUCCCUCUUCAGUGCAGCUGGCUCCCUCUCUGUCUUUGCCUCCUACGCCUUUUGGAACAAGGAGGACUUCUCCUCCUUCCGCGCCUUCUGUGUGGCACUGGCUGCUGGCUCUGGGCUGGGCUUUCUGGGGGCCACGCAACUACUGAGGCGGCGGGUUGAAGUGGCUGGAAAGGACCCUGGGUGCUCAACCCUGGCCAUGGAUGGUGGCCUGUAUGGAGAGGAGCUGCUAGUGGGCAGUGAGGAAGUGGGCAGCAUCACCUUGGGCCAAUACCUCCGGCAGCUGGCACGCCACCAAAACUUCCUGUGGUUCGUGGGCAUGGACCUGGUGCAGGUGUUCCACUGCCACUUCAACAGCAACUUCUUCCCCCUCUUCCUGGAGCAUCUGCUGUCAGACCACAUCUCUCUCUCCACUGGCUCCUUCCUGUUGGGUGUCUCCUAUGUCGCUCCCCAUCUCAACAACCUCUACUUCCUGCCCCUGUGUCAGCGCUGGGGUGUCUACGCAGUAGUGCGGGGUCUCUUUCUGCUCAAGCUGGGCCUUAGCCUGCUCAUGCUGGUGGCUGGCCCAGACCAUCCUGGCCUGCUCUGCUUCUUCAUCGCCAGUAACCGUGUUUUCACUGAGGGCACCUGCAAGCUGUUGACCCUGGUGGUCACUGACCUGGUGGAUGAGGACCUGGUGCUGAACCAUCGUAAACAGGCGGCCUCAGCGCUUCUCUUUGGCAUGGUUGCCCUGGUGACGAAACCAGGCCAGACCUUUGCCCCACUGCUGGGCACCUGGCUGCUCUGCUUCUAUACAGGUCAUGAUCUUUUCCAACAGCCUCCAAUGACCCCUGUUGGGAGUGCCCAGCCCUGGCCAGAGCCACCAGCUCCAGCCCCAGCACAGGCCCCCACGCUCCGCCAGGGCUGCUUCUACCUGCUGGUGCUGGUACCUAUCACUUGUGCACUGCUGCAGCUCUUCACCUGGUCCCAGUUCACACUGCACGGGAGGCGCCUGCACAUGGUCAAGGCCCAGCGCCAGAAUUUGGCACAGGUCCAAACCCUGGACAUUAAGACAGUGUGAGAGGUGCAGUAAGGCUACCCUGUUGAGGACACUGCCCCAGUCGGGGAGCAGGAGCCACUUUUGCCAGUGUCCUGCUAGUGCACCUUCUUUGGGUGCAGCAUAGAGGAGAUGGCAGAUGGGAGCUCCUGGAACUUAGCUAGGAAUGUCAUUGAAGUCUUUUCCUCCCUAGCUGUCUGGCUCAGUUUGAGCAAGGGCUGGGCUCAGAGACAUGGUUCCUCUGUGGGGCAGGAGGAAAGAGGACCAGAAAGGAUAGGGCUACAUGUGGUGACUGCCAUGGGGCAUGGAGGCCCAGCCUACUGUCAGCUAGGGCUGGCUACUCUAGCGGGCUUAAGAACCACUUUUGAUAACACAACUACUCCCUUUUGCCUAGUCAAGGGAAGCCUACUCUAAGUGCCACUUGCCACUGCCUCCUAGUGUUUUUUUUCAGAGUUCUUCUUUAGCUGUUUGAAGUAGCAUGUUCCCUCUGCUGCAGGACUCUCCCAUCAAUAUACCUCUGGAGAAGCUCAUUUUGUUACAGAUUGAUUAAAGCCAGUCAUUCCUACUUCUUAGGUCCAUGUGAGAGAGGGAGAGGGAGGGAAAGAGAGCUGGAUUGGUGGGAAUGGGAGUGGGAAUCCUAUUCCUCACUCAACAGGUAAAACACCCGAAGAGGAUUUUCCUAAAUAAAAGGUGGCUAUCUGCAUCAGACUUGCUGGGGUGCAGGGACAAGAAUGCAGAUUGCUGGUUUCAUGGGUACUGGAGGCCAAAGUGACUUUCAGGCCUGGAGUCAGCCAUCCCAGUGUAUUUCACAGGCACUGCUGCUAGACAUGGUCAUCAAACAGGAGUCUCUAUUGGGUCAGAAGUUCUCAGCCUGGGGACCAUCUGGGCUUCAAAAAGUAUCAAAUUCUGACUUAUUUGGGCUUGAAUAUGACCUGAGUAGUAUUAAGAUUUCAAAAACCUCUGUAGAUGAUUUUUCUUGUGACUGGGAUUGAAAACCAUUGUUCUGGGCCAGCAUGUCUCCAGAUAGCAAGUUGUGUCCUAGGGGCAAAACUGACUCCAACUGGGACUUAUUGCUUAAGGCCAGAGAUUUUGAGGAUCUGCUCAGGGAUCAAAAGGUAGGCUCUAGGGCUGUAUUGCUUGGGAAUACACCCCAGCUAAUAAAUGGGAGAACUUUGG